This is a messenger RNA of Clonostachys rhizophaga, 975 nucleotides long. NCBI's taxonomy places the organism in Eukaryota, Fungi, Ascomycota, Sordariomycetes, Hypocreales, Bionectriaceae. The record is from the annotation of a GenBank genome assembly.
AUGUCGUACAAACGAUCUAUUUUGUUGACAGGUGGCACCCAUGGCCUGGGCUAUGAGGCAGCCCUCAAGCUGGCCAAAGAUCACCCAGACUACCUCAUCGUCGUGGCCUCGCGGUCCGACAAGGAAAAGGCAGCAGAGAAAAUCAACCAGAAGCUGGGACAGAGCAAUACCCAAUGGAUGAAGCUCGAUCUCAGCGACCCAGACAGCGUUCGCCGCUUCGCCCAACAAUGGAUUGCAGACGCCUCCAAGCCCCCGCUGCAGGUCCUCAUGUUCAACGCUGGUCUCCAGUUCCCUACUACCUUGACCCUCACCCCUGAAGGCAUGGAGAAGACCUUUGCCAUCGCUCAUGUCGGCCAUGCCAUGCUGUUUCACCUACUCUACCCCCAACUUGCCACAGGUGGUCGUGUGGUCCUUACCUCAAGCGGUACUCACGACCCCGCCCAGAAAUCUGGCUUGCCCGACGCUGAGUACAACACAGCGCAAGAUCUCGCCUACCCACCCAAGAGCAUGGUGGACAUCCCCGGCCGCAAGAGGUACUCAACCGCCAAGCUUUGUAACGUGCUCUGGGGUUAUGCGCUGGCCAAGCGCCUGGCCGAGCGGGCCCCUGAGCGUAGAAUCACCGUCACUUCCAUGGACCCUGGCCUGAUGCCUGGUACUGACCUGGCGCGCGAGGCAAGCAAGAUUGAGAAGUUCCUCUGGUAUCAUGUCCUUCCUCGAACCAUUGGCCUUCUCCGUCUCCUCGUCCAUCCCAAUGUUCACUCACCUGCUGAGUCUGGCGCCGCUCUGGCCAGGCUGGCGACUGGUAGUGACGUGGAGGGUAUCACCGGAAAGUACUUUGAGAGUCUGCGCGAGAUCAAGUCAAGCGAAGAUAGCUACAACAUAGCCAAGCAAGACGAUCUGUGGGAUUGGACUGUGAACUACGUUGCACAGGGAGACGCUGCGGAGAAGGCCCGGCUCAACUCAUUGAAGCUGUGA